AUGUUUAGGUCUAUUAAAACCACCCUGAUCGAUACAUUUGAUGAUCGGUAUGCCGCUGUUAUCGAGGCUGAUGUUGUUACAGCUACUGCAACCGUUGCCGCUGCUAGACCACAGGGAGGUGGCUCGUUGUUGUUCUGGGAAUUCAGCAACACGAAGCCACGAGAUUUUGAUGGGAUUCAAGAUCUAAUUGCUGCUAUGAGAUGGAUCUCCGACAUCAAGGGAUCAGCUGUUGCUCAGCCACGAUUUGAUGUAUUUGGAAAUGAAAUUUCUUCCAGAAAGAUUGGAAUCUUCCCACUUACAUCAAGAGAACCCGCUAAGCCUUCAACUAAGAACCAUGUUGCGGGAACGUUAGAGACAAAACCAAUUUUAGCGGUUACUAAAGAGAUAAUGAGAUCGUGGUUGAUAGAAAAAGUUUUACCCGCUAUAAAAGCUAAAUGGCCACCAAACCAUACGGGUCCAAUAUUCAUUCAACAAGAUAAUGCAAAGCCUCAUAUUGAUGUUAAUGAUAGUGAGUUUAUUGAAGCAUCGUCUCAAGAUGGAUUUGAUAUUCGUCUUUGCUUUCAAUCCCCAAAUAGUCCAGAUUUAAAUGUGUUAGAUCGUGGAUUUUUUUGGGCGAUUCAAUCACUUCAAGAGCAAGAGGUUCUUCAUAUGGUUGAUGAAUUAGUUUCUGCAGUGCAAACCUCAUUUGACAAGAUGCAAUCUCAAGAGCUUAACAAUGUUUUCUUAACUUUGCAAACAUGCAUGAAAGAAAUCUUAAAAGUUCAUGGUGGCAAUAACUAUCGAAUACCACGUAUCGGUAAGAGUAGGUUGGAACGACAAGGUAAUUUGCCAUUACAAAUUGAGUGUGAAAAAAGUCUCAUAGAUGAAGCAGCUUCGUAUUUGAUCUGA
Lactuca sativa (garden lettuce) is the source of this 888-nucleotide messenger RNA. RefSeq lists its product as uncharacterized. Gene Ontology annotation, molecular function: nucleic acid binding. NCBI's taxonomy places the organism in Eukaryota, Viridiplantae, Streptophyta, Magnoliopsida, Asterales, Asteraceae. The record is from RefSeq and is a predicted model, not a curated record.